Setaria italica (foxtail millet) is the source of this 2909-nucleotide messenger RNA. RefSeq names its product proline-rich receptor-like protein kinase PERK8. The transcript has 8 exons. Bases 549 to 2591 code for a protein of 680 amino acids. Gene Ontology annotation, molecular function: ATP binding; protein kinase activity. The record is from RefSeq and is a predicted model, not a curated record. Gene Ontology annotation, biological process: protein phosphorylation. Lineage: Eukaryota; Viridiplantae; Streptophyta; Magnoliopsida; Poales; Poaceae.
UUUGCGGUUGCGCUACCUGUUCAUUUCAUUAGCUAUAAGUAUCCUCAAUUCUCACAUCUUCUGCACCACCUGCAUUGUACCUAAAUUUAGCAUGUGCAACCUUAAUUUAGAGAGGUGAAGAGCUAGCUCACCUGUCCAUCACUGCAUUGGCAUCGUCUUCCUGACGAGCUCAAAACAAUCAAGUUGGCGGCGGUUUCCUCCUACGGCCGCCCAUGUUUCUCGAUGCUCCCUGCAGCUGCUCUGUUCCACCUCCACCCAUUCCAAGAAAAGCAAGACAAGGAAAAACAGACGAAAAAAAUUACGGAGGAAAACGGAAAAGGGCACAAGCACAAUACGCGGCGGCCGUCUUCUCGCCAAGGCGAGGCUCAUUCCGUGUCUCCACGCCGCCUAGCUCGGCCUGCCUGCCGCCGGACCGGCGUCUCCCGAUGCCACUGUGAGAGGCCCGGCCGCUGCCUCCCCGCUGCCGGCGUGCGCUUCAGAUGCCAUUCCGGCUCCUAAAGGAUCCCCCAGAACGACGACGGCAGAGGUGAGCGCGCGGCGGCGCUGUGAUGGCGCGCGUCCUCAUGGCGUCGACCGAGCAUCAGGCCUCAUCCCCCGCGGGAGGGCCGCCGGGGCCGAAUGCGCCGCCGCCGCAGUCGUCGGCGCCACCCCCGCCGAAGGCUUCCUCGUCGUCUCCGCCGCCGCCGACACCACCGCCGCCGCCACCGGCGCAGCAGUCUCCACCGCCUCCGGCACCUUCAGGCCAACACAGCCCGACGUCGCCGUUCGAGCAAUCUUCGAUAAAGUCGAGUCCGCCGGAGAAGUCGCCGACGGCGUCCCCGCCUCCUCCGGCUUCGCCUCCGCCCUCGCCGCCGCCGACAAACCAGUCCCCUCCUCCCACUUCCCCGUCGACGUCGCCCCCGCCGCCCCCUCCGCAUUCUUCGCCGCCUCCACCCGCGCCAUCAACGCCACCAUCGCCUCUCGAAUCGACCACGCCCCCGCCACCCUCGUCUUCAGAGACAGCUGCGAGCCCUCCACCUCCCCCAAAUGCCACGUCCGGCUCCGGAUCAAAAACACCGCCGCCGCCGCACGAGGCCCCAUCAACGCCGCCAGACACGGACGCUCAGCCACGUCCGGCCCCGGGGAAGAGUCCGGCUCACCAGAUGCGGCCUCCACCAAUGGGCCUUACGGUGAUCAUGCCAGCGUCCGGCUCUCCUUCAGGCACGUGGAGGGGCCAGCCUGGCUCCGGCGCGAUCGCCCCGCCGCUGGGUCCCCCCGCGGGAGGCUCGGGCAGCAACGUGAAGACGGAGGUGCUCAUCGUGAUCUCCGUGGCCGGGCUCCUCCUGUCACUGGCCUCGCUGUUCAUCUUCGCGUGCUUCAACAACAACCGGGGGAGGCGGCGGCAGUCGCUACCGCCACGCAAGAACAACGUCGUCGUGCCGGAACACGUGGUUUCGCCGGACGUGUACCAGCUGUCGAACGGGGCGGCGCCGUCGCCGAGCGGGACGAACUCGUACGACCUGUCGGGGUCCAAGUCGUGGUUCACGUACGACGAGCUGUUGGGCAUCACGGGCGGGUUCUCGGCGGAGAACGUGAUCGGCGAGGGCGGGUUCGGGAAGGUGUACAUGGGCGCGCUGGGCGACGGGCGGCGCGUGGCGGUGAAGCAGCUCAAGGUGGGCGGCGGCCAGGGGGAGAAGGAGUUCCGCGCCGAGGUGGACAUCAUCAACCGCAUCCACCACCGCCACCUCGUCACGCUCGUCGGAUACUGCGUCACCGAGAACCACCGCCUCCUCGUCUACGAGUUCGUGCCCAACGGCACGCUCGACCACCACCUGCACGGAAAAGGACUUCCCGUGAUGGAUUGGCAUAAGCGGAUGAAGAUUGCGAUCGGCGCGGCGCGUGGGCUGACGUACCUGCACGAAGACUGCCAUCCUAGGAUCAUACACAGGGACAUCAAGUCGGCCAACAUUCUUAUAGACGACGCCUUCGAGGCGAAGGUUGCAGAUUUCGGGCUUGCUAAACUAACCAACGACUCGCUGACUCAUAUCUCGACGCGCGUGAUGGGCACGUUCGGGUACAUGGCACCGGAGUACGCAUCAAGCGGGAAGCUGACCGACAGAUCCGACGUCUUCUCGUUCGGUGUGGUGCUCCUGGAGCUCAUCACCGGGCGGAAGCCCGUGGACGCGUCACAGCCCCUGGGAGAAGAGAGCCUAGUCGAAUGGGCCCGGGUCCUGCUCAUGGACGCCUUGGAUACGGACGACUUCCGAGAGAUCGCCGACCCCGCGCUGGAGGGCAGGUUCUCCAAGACGGAGAUGCGGCGGAUGGUGGAGGCGGCCGCCGCGUGCGUGCGCCACUCAGCCGCCAAGAGACCGAAGAUGGUGCAGGUUUGGCGAUCGCUGGACGUGGACGAGUGCUCGUCGGACCUGACCAACGGCGUGAAGCUGGGGCAGAGCACGGCGUACGACUCGCGGCAGUACUCGGCGGACAUCGAGCUGUUCCGGCGGAUGGCGUUCGCCGACGACCUCUCCACGGCCGAGCUCGGCGCUGCCGAGGGCGAGGACGACGGCCACCGCGGCAGCAGAGCAGGUGGUUCUUCCCGGGCGCGCAGGUAGACGACAGCAGACCAACACCUACGCACGUGAACGACGUGAUACAUCAUGUCCGUCCGCGGUCGCCGUCGGCUCGGUCGAUCGCGGGACCCAGCUGUGCCGUGACCCGACAGCACGCGGCACAGAGGACAGGCGGGGCAGAGCGGGGAAUCGAGGAGGAGGAGGAGGAGGAGGUGACGGCGGCUUCGUUGAUUGAGGCAGUGAUACUAGCACGGUGUCUGUACGUGUACGUUGCUAUUCCUGUUGGUACCCUUCUUGUGUGUGUGUGCAGCCGUGCAUUCGUGUCGCUUAUAAGAUGAAAAAAAGAAAAGAAAACCGCUU